This is a messenger RNA of Folsomia candida, 8275 nucleotides long. RefSeq names its product hormone receptor 4 (gene Hr4). Lineage: Eukaryota; Metazoa; Arthropoda; Collembola; Entomobryomorpha; Isotomidae. Gene Ontology annotation, molecular function: DNA-binding transcription factor activity; zinc ion binding; sequence-specific DNA binding. Gene Ontology annotation, biological process: regulation of DNA-templated transcription. The transcript is spliced from 20 exons. The record is from RefSeq and is a predicted model, not a curated record. Bases 2560 to 6027 code for a protein of 1155 amino acids.
ACCAAACAGACGACUUGUUAGAGAACAGGGGACAGUGCAUACAUACACGCAGGAUAGGAUAAUAUUCAUCCUCUAAUAAUUCGUUCAUUCCUCCUCCUCCACUGCAGAGAACAGUGUUGUGACAAAAUCGCAUUUAAAUAACCACUCAUGUGCAUCUGCACUUGAAGAAGGUGUGCUAAUUUCUGCAAGUGCUUUUCAUACACAACUCGUCCAGUUUGCACGGUGCAUAAUAUUCUAAUAUAUAAAUACAUACGUACCAACUAGAUAUUUAGUUCUGAGACUUUCCUGGAGCAAGGCACAGUUUUGAAAGCUGCGAAAAAUUUCAUGUACAUACAUCACGUUAUAACGGUUCUUGGCUAAGCGAGAUAACCAACGCUACUGACUGAGCAGGUAAAUAAACUAGAGGAUCAUCACUCUGCCAGGCAACAACUCUUUUGUCCGGACAGGACCGAAUCUCAUUUAAUCUUCCAACACAUUAGUUCAGUAACACACGUCAAGAAAGGAGCAGCGUGUAUCAGGAAAAAAAUUAUAAACAUGAAUAAAACAGUGAUACUCCACUAAAUCAAAAGCGGUGCUAUAUAAGAACGUCCCAAAGUAAAAGUUAAACCAUUAUUGGUGCAGUAAUAAUUCUGAGACAAGAUCAAGCCAUUCGUCCUUUAAGGUAACCUUGUUUUCAAUUCGGAGAGUGGAUUACCGUUGGCUAUUGCGUCUCGUUUUUUCUCGUCUUGUUGAUCGUUGCUGGAGAAGUUGGCAGUGAUUGCCACACGAACUAAUAUAUUACUCAGCCCUGUCUUAUACGUAGAUCCAUAGGUGAAUAAGUAGAUCAACAGUCGUGCUUGAACUUGAGGUGCUCUUGAGUUCAUCAACUCGAGCAGAAUUACCGUGAUACACGAUACAGGACGACAACUGCGUGGUGAAAGUUGUCGAGCGAGGGAGGAAAUUGACAACGACGAGUCAUCGAAUGAGGAAGACGAGGACGGGGGUUGCCCCAUUCAUGAGAACCAAUGUCGUCUGACCCGAGCAGUCUGGAAAAACACGUGGUGGGCUAAAGUUAAGACGUACAAGCGCCCGAUUCACUCAACUUUUUAAGUGACAUUGAAAGUUCGACCGGAACUGUCUUGCUCUCCACAACUGCGCUAUUCUUACACACAACAUCCAAUUCAAAAUGGAUUAUUCAGACGUACUUGACCAGAAAUAUUAUAAAAAACGGACCAUUUUCAUUACCAACUAGAUCAUUCGCUUAAACGUGCAUUGUGUACACACACUCCCUCGCUAAUGAAAUAUUUGACGAGUGAAACUGUUUGUUGGGUGAUCGUUUUAACCAGUUUGAUUUCAUACCGGUGCGAGCAUAUUAGUUGGUGCUAGACAAACUAUUGUACAAGAAGGGAGUUCAACUUUUAGUGAUUUGUUAAACAAACCCGGUGAUAAGUCAACUUAAUAUUAAAAUAUCCGUGAUUAACUCAAAGAAAACAAAGUACAACAAAAUUUUCUCCAACUCUGUGACAUUUUAUCAGAAGAUAAAAACUAGAGUGUAACAGAUUACGAAACUUGUGCAUAGUUCGAACUUAAUAAUAUCCGUGACUCGAUUCAACUUGGAAUUAGUUUGGAGUUUAGUUUUUUUGUUGGGUGUUUGAUUGGCAACCAAAUAACCACCACACAUCGCAUCAUCGUCAUCCCCAAUUCAUGCAACUCAACACUAUUUCCUUCCUGAUUUAUUUAAUGCAACAUUAACUACGAGCCAUCAGCUACAAAUAUUUCGUGCUGGACAGAAGAGGGAGCAUUGAACUGGGAUGAACUUGAUACUUGAUAUUUGAAUCUGGAUGAUAAUUUUAGUGUUGUUAUUACUUUCGCUGUGGUGAUCGACUACAUACGUACAUUUCAUAUACUGACACGUUCUUAUCGGAACCGGAAGGAGGGUCAAACACGAAUAGCUCUUAUUCAUAUAUUCCAACCUUAUAAAACGGGUGACUGGAAUGAUUGUCUGAAACCACGAGGAUAUAUACAACGAAUUGAAAUGAACUUGUGUGUUUGCCAGACAAAUAUGUAUGUUUGUAAGUGCAAUUCGUGAACUAUCUGUCAAUAAAUAAUAACAGUGUACGCACGUCACACGUUCCUUCUGGAUGGCUGCCAGUUGACUAUCGUCCACUCUGAUUACUAUUAUUACAAGAUCAGAAAGAAGACCGAUCGAAGAUUGCCAAUAAAUUUUAACGGAAAGAACUCAAACAUUUUCGGGAAACAACGCCAAGUGAAAAUCGAUUUUCAGUUUUGGCAGUGGAGACUCAUUCUUGGAGCGUGAGUAAAGUUCAAGGGACUUGAAAUUGCUCGUGUCUGGAUCCUUGGGGGCACACAUUCUCAAGUCGUCUGACUUGCAAAAGUCCUCCACUCUCGACUAUACCACCACUACUACUUCCGCCCCAUUAAGACAGCAUCAACUCUUCCGCAGAUGACGCCAUUCCCUGGAAAAACUUUCUACUUCUCUUCUCUCAGAAGGAGUGCGCUUGAGGAGUGAGUACUAAUUGGAAGGAUGUUCAUGGGAUCUCAAACACGAUUUGCUACAGAAUGAAGGGAGUGCUUCACAAUGGAAUGAGCCUGUUCCAGGACCUCAAGUUGAAGAGGCGGAAGGUGGUGUCACGUUGUUCCUCGGACGGCGAGUCCAUCGGAACUUCAGAGUCCACGUCCAGCCUGUCCCCUGACCAGCCUCAGACCGGAGACACCUCUCCCAAGGGGGACAAAGAACGUUGUCUCACUCCGGAAGAGCUGGUAGCCCCCGGUUCAGUCUCCAAGUCCAAUGGUUUCCCCUCCCAGUUCUACUUCAUGAUGAAGAAUGAAAACUCUACCAACAACAAUAACUACGACACGAUAAAGGUAACGAAUGGACACAAGUCCACCGUGACGACGACGGCCAACGUCGUCGUGGUCAAGUCGGAACCAGGAGACGAUUCUUCCCCAUCUUCAUCCCCCGGACUGGAGGAACAAGCUCGCAAGAGUCCCAUCAAAAUUAGGGACACAACGAGUCCCUUCCACGGUGCCAAUAAGUCUCCUCCCCCGAAUCACAACGGUCACACGAACGGGAACCUGAGCAAUGGCAGAAUAAUGAGCAAUGGCUCCUCAAACAAGCACAACAAUAAAAACGGUCACGGAAGUGACUCUGACUCCGUGGCGAGCGUCAAGUCAGAAAGGAGUGUUGGGGGUGAGGAGGAAGAGGAGGGAGAAAAGGGUGACACGAGAAGGGACGAAAAGAUGGAGACAGACUUUGAGAUCCGGAGCACAGGGCCACAUUCGAUGUCCUCAUCUCCAAGAUCUCUCCUCUCAUCGGCGUCCUCUACGGGAUCUCGUGGAUCUCCGCCAUCAAGACCCCACAACGGCUUGAGCUCCUCUUCCCCACGAAGGAGUCCCCCGCAUCAGAAUGGGCUAAGGGACACCAACCCUUCCCUCAUCAUCACAAAAUCCAACAAGAGCGACAGCUACAGUCAAAGGUCGUCUCCCAUGAGCCACCACAGUGGAAGUAGUCGAGGUGGGUCUCCACCCAACAUUCUUAACUUGAAUUCCCACCACCUGCACCACCUACCUCCACAUUUGGCCAUGGCUAUGAACGGCCACGGCCCACCUCCUCCUGGUCUGUUCCAUGCCACCCAACUGCAUGCUCGACUGACUGAGAACCGAAGAGAUAGGGACGGGAGCAGUCCGUCUUCCUCCAUCUCGAAUAACAAUGCUAAUAUUAGUAGUAAUAAUGGCUCUCCUCACAAUACCAAUAUGACUCACCACUUAUCACAUGAUAAGGGAGGUUCGGGAGGAGAUCCUCCACUGUCCGUGGUCACUUCAACUAGUCUGUCAUUCCAUCAGGGUUCUCUGUACCGCAUUAAUGGUGUCCGACCGGAAGUAAUUUCUGGUGGAGCGGUCACACCCGUGUCUGGAUCACCACGACCUACGAGUAACGGGAGUGGGUCGCCUCCAUCCGGAACAACACCAAAUCCAUCACACCAACAACACCACCACCAAAACCACCCCCACCAUCAAUCCCAUCCUAAUAACCACCAUCAGUUGUUACCCAACGGUACUUCUGCUCAACACCUUCAUCCUCACAGUAAUGGUAUUGCUUUGAAUGGUCUCAAUCAUCACCUACCAUUUCCAAUCCAAGGAAACCGGAAGUCUCCUAAUUCUCACAUGUCUCGCUCUCCAAAUUCCUCUCCAAGCAACUCCAGCUCGUCAGGGUCAAUCCAGCAUUCUCCGGGCAGCACAGGCUCCGGCGGAGGAACCAUCAUUGCCGGAGGUAACAUUGGCAUGGUCAACUCUUCCACACCUCAAGCCAAUGGCACACACCAUGUCAACCUGAGUCGGACGCCGACAGUUAUCAUGGGAGAGGCAGGUGGCGUGCGAACCAUGCUUUGGUCUCAACCCGGCCAACCGAUCCCAAAUCCAUCUCUAGAAAUUGGGAUUGGAGGAUCCAGUCCCCCCGGAAGUGGGAGUUCUUCCCUCUCUUCGGGUGCGAGCAGCAACGGUUCCACGUACAACGGGCAUGGCGGCGAAUCUUCUUCUGGAAGCCACCCCGCAAUUCAGAAGGGGGUUUUGAGCAUGGAGCGUUUGUGGGCGUCGGAGGCUCUGAACUUGUCGACGGGUGCGAGUAACACCACAAAUGGACACGGGCCCAGUAUUACUAGUUUGACAAAUGGUCACUCGAACAAUGAUGACGACGAGUAUGAGCAGCCCAUGAUUUGCAUGAUUUGCGAAGAUAGAGCGACAGGCCUACAUUACGGAAUAAUCACGUGUGAAGGAUGCAAAGGCUUCUUCAAACGGACUGUACAAAAUCGAAGGGUAUAUACGUGCGUGGCAGAUGGUACCUGUGAAAUUACCAAGGCUCAGCGAAACCGGUGUCAGUACUGCCGAUUCAAAAAAUGCAUAGAGCAGGGAAUGGUCCUUCAAGCUGUUCGAGAAGACAGGAUGCCCGGUGGCAGAAACUCUGGGGCCGUCUACAAUCUUUAUAAAGUCCCCGUCAAGUACCGCAAGCACAAGAAGGGGGCUCGAGCGGGUGGUGCAGCGAACGGGAAGGGGGACAAGAUUAUGAACAACAAUAACAAUAGUAACACAAGCAGCAGCAAUCCCAGCCCAAACCCCACCCACAACAACAACUCGAACAAUUCGUGCAAUGGGUUGACCAACGGUGGUGGUGGAGGGUCCAACAACAGUCCCAAUAAUAAUGGUCUCACCUCCAUGCUCCCACCCCACCCAGGAAAUAUUCUGAUGGCAGCUUUGACGAGUCCCAAUGAAAGCAUCCCUCGGCGACAAAACAUGCCUUUCGACCAGGCGGCUAACAUGAUCAAUGCUCUGACAAUGUGUGACAACUUUCAUGACAUUGCAGCACUUCACAAUUGGGAAGAGUUGCUUGAAGCUCGUGGUGACCUGUCCGAUAAAUUGUGUGAAAUGGGGGACUCCAUCGUUUACCGACUGGUCCAAUGGACGAAACGACUUCCGUUCUAUGCCGAACUCCCCGUGGAGGUGCACACUCGAGUGCUAACCCACAAGUGGCAUGAACUCUUGGUACUGACCACAUCGGCAUGGCAUGCCAUGCACAGCCCCGCACCCCCUCCCGGCGUUAGCGCCGAGGAAGAGACGCUGGACAAUCUGCAAGUUCUCCAACGAUGUCUCCAGGCCAUGAUGGGCCGCUCUCUGACUCUCGAGCAGCUGAAGCAGGACGUGGGGCUCAUGGUGGAAAGACUUACGCAUCUCACUCGUACCUUCCGUAGACUGGGCAUCCGACUUGAAGAAUAUGUCAGUCUCAAAGUUAUUGCCAUGCUGCAAAAUACAGGCACAAAGGCCAAUGAGGUAUCCCAAAUUCAAGAACGUUAUAUUAAAGUCCUGAGGACGUUCCUUGAAGUGACUGUACCUUCUCAGCCGAAUCGGUUGACUGAACUGUUGCGUUGUCUGCCAGAGGUGCAAUCUGCAGCAUCGCUUCUCCUCGAGAGCAAAAUGUUUUAUGUUCCUUUCUUACUCAACUCAAGUCUACUCAACUCCACACUUCUUCAGAGAUAAAUCCGGAUUUUUCACGAUUUUCAAAUUAACCUACCACCACAACAUUAUUCAACAAAACUAGCUGUUAAGUAGUACAAUUAAGAAUAGUUUGUUUUCGUUAGUCUCCAUUUUGUAGUAAAAAGCAAGGACACUGCCUCUAUGUCUGUGUUCGAAGUAUCAGUACUUUCUCCAGAAAUACUGUACUUUCUCCAACAUAGCGUGUCGUUACGUCGUACCUUCCAUUAGUUACACACAUGUUAAACAUUUAGUUGGCAUACAUUGUACUACAGAAAUAAAUACAUAGCUGAGUGUGAGGCCAUGAGAUUUGAAAUUUCAGUGGAGAAAAAGGCAAUGUGUUUGACACCUGCUAUCAAUCAACCGAUAUAGUGCUAGAAAAAUUGAUCCUCAUAAACCAAAACUCAAGUUUUAAUUUUACACAUCCUGCUCUAAUUUACUUGAAAAAUCUUGGUAUACUUUCCCCUUUAUCUCCAUAUAAUCUCCAAAAAAACACUUUACAUAGCGUAGCAGACGGCGAUGACGACAUGCAUAAAAAAUGUUAUUAAAAGUACAAGCAAUCAUCGUCUUGAUGAUCAUUAAAAAUAUAUUCUAUGACCGUAGAUGAAUCAAUUUCGUGUAAUGUUACAUCUUGAAUAUAUUAUAUAUUUCUCAUUGCCAGAUUUCAUUUUUUGUAGUACACACCCCACACUUCUCAAUCACCUAAUCUUUAUUUUGUUUUAUUUUGUGUAUCCAAAUCCAAAUAAUAGUUUAAUUAUUAUUACUAUAUAGUAACAGUUACUGCAUCUUCCUAUUAGUCAGUAGUAAUAAUAACUAUGUAUGUAACUACUACAAAGUCAUAUUAUUGUGUAUCCAACACCCAACUUGGCAUGUACAUUUGUAAUAAUAUUACAUCUUUAUGGUUUUAUCGUACGUAUAGAAUUUUCCACGCAUUUCAUGAGAAAUAUAAUAGAAUAGAUAAUAUGAAACAAAAAAGUGUAGCCUGGUUUAUGGUAUUUGAUAUAAAUGGCGUCUGGAAUAUCUAUAUAUAAAAUAUUGGGUUAUUAUUGUUGGUUCUUGAAGGAAGGGUCCUAUUUAUACUGACGUGCUUUAAACUCUAGUUAAAUUAAUAAGGGGUUAGGUAAUUAGAGUUAGAUGGGGACGAUGUACAGUAAGUUUGGGGUGGGUGAGUGGGCGGUUAGCUAAAUUAGUCGGUCGAAAAUGGGGGACAAGUCCGAUGCAAGGUUAUUAUUCACGCUGAGGAUGAGCAUAGUUUGCUGGAUGAUGAGGUAGAUGAGGUGCAACUGACGAGAAUAAUUAACUCUGGAUGUCUUUAUAAUAAUACCAAAACCACCUACAUACACACUUCUAAAGUAUCUUUAAGUUAAGUACGUACUGCUGUUGAACUGUUACAAUUGCUAUGUAUAUAAAAUUAGGCAGAUAACUAAGAUUGCUUUACCGCAUAUGCAUUAUUACAUAUUCUGCUGGAAAAGGGUGUAGGAAAAUUACUUAAGACUUAUUACGUUAUUACUACUACUGUCUAUUACUGAAUAUUAUUGAUACGUUGUGUAGUCAUCAGAUUUUAUAGAAAUAGAGGUACAUACAUAUAUUAAACAUUUAUAAUUAUGCAAGAGAGAAAUACGUAUUGCAAAGUGAUUUCUCGGAGGAAAAGCAGUCUGUGAAUGAAUCUAUGUAAAAAAUUGUAAAUGUACAAGAGAUGAUACACAUUAUUAUAUAAAAUUAUAAACAAAAGUUUUUAACUGAACACACCUCAUCUCUCUCUCAGCCUCAUUUUAUUCGUCUCUCCAUUUAUUUACACACGUCUCACAACAACUAAAUUUACAUAAAUAAUACGUAUGACACUGCACCACUCUUGGUCACAUAAUUGUUAUCCUGAAAAAAACGUGACCUUGAACUAUUUUAUGAUUUUGGAGGCAGCAAUUAUGCUUGCUCCAAUUAAAGAAUUCAAAGAUACUAAAAAGUUUGCAAAUGAAAUUCGAAGUUUUUGUAUACGUACACGCAUGCAGUUUUUUUGUAUCAAAUAACAAUUAUGAUAGUUGAUUUCACAAUCAAAACUGAUCUCUUGAAAAAUUUCAUAAAAAUUAACUUUUUACAUAUAUGAGAGCCAUACUAUAAAAAUGAAACUUUGAAACCUGAUUGAUGUUUGUAAUAACUAAUAGGCUAGGCUAGUUUAUAUGUAAGUUUUUGAUUGAGUGAGAGUAAUAGUGUAUUAGAUGCAGUGUGAAGAUGAAAUAAAAAUAAUUUCUCCAACUAA